Nothobranchius furzeri (turquoise killifish) is the source of this 4419-nucleotide messenger RNA. It is a transcript of the gene galr2b, whose product is annotated as galanin receptor 2b. Gene Ontology annotation, biological process: G protein-coupled receptor signaling pathway. The record is from RefSeq and is a predicted model, not a curated record. Gene Ontology annotation, cellular component: plasma membrane. Gene Ontology annotation, molecular function: G protein-coupled receptor activity. Lineage: Eukaryota; Metazoa; Chordata; Actinopteri; Cyprinodontiformes; Nothobranchiidae.
GACACAUGCGGCUGUCUUUCUCCUUGAUUUUGAACUUGCAUGAACUGCCAAAAUCGUGCGUGGUCUUGAAGCUUCCUGGUGAUUUCGUGACCUGGUGGAACCAGCUGUGUUGGACACUUUUGCUGCCUUUUUGUGUCUGAAAGGAUCCCAGAGGAAAGUCAGUUUGCGGUGAGGUGUGAACAUUAAAGUGAAUGUGGAGGAGGAGUUCUCACGUGGGGAGAGCGGUGGGGGAGCCAGGCAGAGGCAGAGGAAAACAGCAGCAACGCAGGCAGACAGAGAUGAAGGCUGGUCGGAAAGAGGCUUCAGUGCAAAAAGAAAAUGAGCAUCUUCCCAGCUCUGUUCCGUUGGGAGUCUUUCUAAUCUGAGAAGAAUGUGGAAGCUUUAAGUAGUGUCCAUCUAACGAGUCUGACAUCCACCAUGUCUGAUUUGGAGGAUUUCAGCCGGCCAGGAGGUCAGACCAACGUGUCAGAAAGCUACCAGCUGAACCCCACCAGCGUGAUCGUAUCCGUGGUCUUCUCCAUCAUCUUCCUGCUCGGCACCAUCGGCAACAGCCUGGUGCUGGCCGUGCUGCUGCGGAGUGGGCAGGUCGGGUACAACACCACCAAUCUGUUCAUACUCAACCUGAGCGUGGCUGACUUCUUCUUCAUCAUCUUCUGCGUUCCUUUCCAAGCCACCAUCUAUUCCCUGGAGGGAUGGGUAUUUGGCUCUUUCAUGUGCAAAGUGGUCCACUUCUUCAUCAACCUCACCAUGUAUGCCAGCAGCUUCACUCUGGCAGCUGUGUCUGUCGACAGGUAUCUGGCCAUUCGCUACCCGCUGCGAUCCCGAGAGUUAAGAACCCCGUGUAACGCCAUGGUGGCCAUGGUGGUAAUCUGGGGUUUGUCCCUUGUCUUUGCAGGUCCAUAUCUCAGCUACUACGACCUGAUUGAUUUUGCUAACAGUACUGUUUGUAUCCCCGGCUGGGAGGAGCAGAACCGUAAGGUGCUUGACACGUGCACCUUCCUGUUUGGCUACGUCAUUCCUGUGCUGAUCGUGAGCCUUUCAUAUACUAGGACCAUCAAGUACCUGUGGACUGCUGUUGACCCUUUGGACGGCAUGUCAGAAUCCAAGCGAGCCAAACGUAAAGUCACCAAAAUGAUCAUCAUCGUCACUGUGCUGUUUUGCAUAUGCUGGCUGCCGUAUCAUGUGGUGAUUCUGUGCUAUCUGUAUGGAGACUUUCCUUUUAAUCAGACCACUUAUGCCUUCAGGCUCCUCUCCCACUGCAUGGCCUACGCUAACUCCUGUGUCAACCCCAUCGUGUACGCCCUGGUGUCCAAACACUUCCGCAAAGGUUUCAAGAAAGUCUUUAGCUGCAUCCUGAUUAAAAAUGGAAGAAACAAGGUUCAUGUGGUUCACGUGGCCAACACCGGGCCUGGGUUCGAAGCAGGCUCCACGGAGGUGUCCCACAUGAACGAGGAGAACAUGCGGCAGAAUGAAUGUGAAAUGAUCAACAGGCCGAGACGAGUGGAGCCCAGAGAGGCCACAGUGACCCUGAACCUCCCGUUUCAUCAACCAACUUGACCAGUGAUCAGUGAAGGUUCAGAGCAGAUAGACUUAUGUGUACAUUGUCAAUCAAGGUAUGAAUUUUUAGAGGGCAAUGUGUAAAGACAAGAAGAAUGUAACUGUUAUGUUCAUUUCUCUCAACUCUUUGUAAUUCAUCAUGAAAUCCCUAAGAUGCCAUCGCAGAAAGUUGAAAAGCUUGUUCAAAUUCUCAAUUUCUCAUUUUUCAUGUUUCUAUUCCUUGAAAGAGUGGAACUAUGAAAAUCCAUUUUUAAAUGGUUGUUCCUGAUUACUGACUUUGCAUGUGAUGCCACGCCACUUUUGGAACCACCCCCUUUGCCACGAUGGUUGGCAGAAAGACUGUUUCCAAAUGUUGCAACUCCUGUGAGCUAGUCAAAACAAGCCUGUCCCCUUUUAUCACUUUUAUUUGGUUGAUUUCACAGCAACAUGUUAAUAGGUUGCUGUGCGGUUGGCUGCAUUAACAGACAAGGAUGUAAACUCAACUCGUUUUUUAAAAAUAACUUUGAUGAAGACUGAGGAUGGAGAUGAAGUGCAGCAAUCAAUCAAAUGCAUGAGUGGGUUUGUGUCCUCUAUUGUUCCAUUGAACAAAUCAAGCCCUCAAAGUAUUUCCGAAUUUGUAGCAAACACGUUUUACUGGGUAAAAUUAGCGUGCAUACCUUUUGUGAGGAUGACAGAGACUGACUGUUAUGGACCUGAAAUGAUAAAUGUGUUGUGUUUGUACUACUUAUUGAUAAUCCUAUAUUUUCACUUUGGAGGACAUGCUGUACUGUCCACUGCAGUGAAACGCGAGAUAAUUACUAGCAGUAAUAUUUUUGCAUUGUAGGAAUAUGUAUGUCAAAAUGAUGUUAUUUAUUUAGCGUGAUGAGAGAUAUCUUGUCCGGUCCUGGGCUGUGAGUAGCAUCUGAACCCGGUGACCCCCACAAGCGACUUUUUUUGUGUAUUUUCUUUCCAGUGUGAAGCGAAAUGCUGUUUAUUACAUAACAUUAUAAGUCCUGUGGGGUGAAUUCUGGCAAAGUCGGCAACUUGUUUACAUCAGUGAACAGCAGCAGGGAGAACAAAAGCUAGCGUUUGUAAGCUAGCUAACAAUUUGUAAAUACUGCUCUCGAUGAGCCCCACCUAGGUAUGCUAAAUCUUGCCACAAGUGAACUGGGCGUAAACUAGUAGAAACCGGGCUAAACUGGCAAAAUAAUAAUAAUAACCUCAGUUGCCCCUUUUUCCUCUCCGUUCAGUACUUCCGUACUUCACCGUUACCCCACCUAGGUGCGCUACUUCUGCUGAUGACUGAACUUGCCUUGAACUAGUUUAAGCCAUGCUAAACGUCACAAACAACAAUGACAACAACAACAAAAAAACUAUCUCAGGCGCUACUUUUCCCUUUGCUUCUGUUCCCCACUGUUUACAUGCUUUUGCCAACCAGCAUGGUGGACCCAGAUGAUAAGGUGAUUUAGGUGCAUAUGGUUAAUAAUCGGUCACUCUGAAUUUUUCAUGCAGGCUGAACAUGAAAACAGUGUCCCACAUCAUGUCUCCGGCAUUAGCUUCUGAUAGAAAAUAGAAGGUGAAACUCUAGGAUGUGAAACGCCUGACAGAUCUACGUCACACUGUCAUUUAACAUUCAUGGACUCAUCCAUCUUGACUUGUGACGGGGAAGGCUGUUGUUGGUUUAGCAUUCAAAACACAGCAGAGAACAUCUCGGCUAGAAGCUAACCGUUAGCAUUAGCAACUCCACCACAUGUGAGAUAAAACAUCAAUGUCGCAAACAGAGUCAGUAGUAGUGUUGCUUUGCUGUUAGCCAAUCCUAGACAAGAUGUCCAAAUAUCAGGAAAUAAGACUCCAAAUCCUGCUGUCUGCUGCCCCUCUCUGCUAUAGUGCUGAUCCAAGGACUACUGGGCUUUGUUGCCUUGAGUACAACUUGCAAGACUUUUAUUCCUACCAGGGACUACUGCAAAUGUAUUGAUUAAACAAGUUUCCCAAACCUUGAACUUUUAUUGAUCUCACGCCACAAAACUGGCCCACUUUGCAGUUUAAAGAUUGGCUUCUAUAGACCUAAAUCUGGCUCUGCGCCUCUUCUGUGAGCAGCGGGGAGGUGGUGCUUCUGUCGUUUCCACUCAUCCACAGAUCACUUCUAAAGUGCAUCAUCACUGUUUAUAUUUUGUGUUAUUUUCAGGGACUUAUCUAUUUUUCACAUGACGUCAAACUCAACUGUGAUCUUCAAGUUUAGCCUUGAACUCCCCCCUCAGUAAUCAGAGGGUGAAGUCUUUUUGUGAAACAGGGUGUUUGUUUUGUGUCGUGCAUGCAGAUGCUGUUCACUUGUCUCAAGGAACCAUUUGUGUAACUUAAAAAACAAUGCACUAAAUCUAGUCAGGAUAAUUUGUUAAAUGAACAAGAAGGAUUAAUUCUAAAUCAAACAGAUCUGGGUUCAAGUCGUCAAAUAAAAGUACACAUACGUUGCUUUACUUGUGUUUUGCAAUACUUGUAUUGCGGGCAUGUUUCUCUUUAGUGUAAAACCUUAUGCAUUUUAAUGAAUUAAUGUACAUAAUAUUUUUGUAUUUGAAAGUGUAUCAGAUGUUAUAAAAGCUGUGAAAUGAUGAUCACACAUUUGCAUCAUCAGUUUUUCCAGAAUCUGCUUGUUUUCCUGUAAGGCAGCAUCCUUUGUCAGAGCUGUUACGUUUGGGAUGUUUGAGCAUGAGAACUGAUGAGGAGGUGCAGUUUAAAUCCUGGGAAUCUAUUUUACAAACCUGAUGCUUUGUUACACCGUUCUCUUGUGUAUUUACAUAAACACACACACACGCACGCACACACACACACACACGGAUGAGGAGCAUUUUAACUUAUAAGACCAAAUAAACAAUGUUCUGUGAGGUU